This is a messenger RNA of Agrilus planipennis (emerald ash borer), 4800 nucleotides long. Its product is annotated as fl(2)d-associated complex component-like. Gene Ontology annotation, cellular component: RNA N6-methyladenosine methyltransferase complex. The transcript has 4 exons. Gene Ontology annotation, molecular function: metal ion binding. The record is from RefSeq and is a predicted model, not a curated record. Bases 115 to 3654 code for a protein of 1179 amino acids. Lineage: Eukaryota; Metazoa; Arthropoda; Insecta; Coleoptera; Buprestidae.
CGAUGUAAAGUGAAGGUUAGGUUAACUUUCGAUGAAAUAUUAAAAAAAAACAAAAAAUGUGUGGUUGCAUUACAGUAUUGUUAUUGCAUUAUUCGGAACUUGCAAAGAUACGCGAUGUCUAAACAGGUUAAACGCAAAAUAACAGUUAAUAUUAAUCCUAAAACUAAAACACUUCCAAAAAACCGACCGAGUGUCUUUGAAAGAUUAGGAACGAAAGCGGCGACAGUUCAUCAAGAGGUUUGUCAUCAUUGGGCACAAAACGGUACUUGCCCGUAUGGAAAGGGCUGUAAGUAUUCAUCUACUCAUACCCUUAUAAGUCCAUCAAAGCAGAGAGCAGCAAAAAAAGAAAACGAGUCUAAAAAACGUCACAGUAAAGAGAAUGCUCACAAAAAAGUUCAUGCUAAAAUCGGACAAACUUCUGAGGAUUGGGGGCAGUGGGAUCCUACUGAACUAGAUGAUGCUGAUCCAGACGAUUUAGAAAAGAGGAGACUUGAAUUACAACGUGAGCUUGAACGUCAAAUGAAAAUGGAAAAUAAAGCAAGAAAGAAAGAAAAGAAAGUAAAGAAAGAAAGCAGCCCUUCUUCAGAAAGUUCUAGCAGUUCAUCAGAUUCCAGUUCUUCAAGUGAUGAUUCUAGUUCUACUAGUUCUUCUUCUGUGGAGGUUCGUAAGAAAACCAAGAAGACUAAGUCACAUCGAGGAAGUUCUUCAUCAUCUGAUGCUGAGAAGUUACGAAAGAAAAGAUCAAAAAGCAAAAAACACAAUUCUAAACGAGCAGCUCGUUAUCUUUCAAGACCAAAAAAAGAUGUGCCUUCAAAGGUUAAAUCUGUUAAGUUGCCAAGUCCUGUCCAUGCAGUAAAAAAAUCUCAAACUCCUCCCAUUAAAUUAAAAACCGUAAGUGUCUCUAAAACACUUCCUCAUCCUAAGUCACCGCGACCUUCUAGUAGUUCUGAUAAUCAUAAGGAGAAACAUAGAACACCAUCUCCUAAAGCUUUAAAAGAAAAAGAGCGUGAUCGUGAAAGAGAAAAAGCAAAAGAACGUGAAAAAGAGAGAGAAAGAGAAAAAGAAAGGGAAAAAGACAAGGAACGAGAGCGUGAACGUGAAAGGGACAAAGAACGAGAGCGUGAAAAAGAAAAAGAACGAGAGAAAGAAAAAGAACGAGAACGCGAAAGAGAAAAAGAAAGGGAAAGAGGUAGAGAUAAAGAAAAGGAAAAAGACCGAGAUAAGAAAAGGGAACUGAAAUCCCCAAAACGUGAAUCACGUACUCAAAAAACCUCAAGAAAACAGGACUCGCCUGAUUCAGGUCAUUCAAAAGACCGAAAAUCGUCACCAGGUAAAUCUAAAAUUCGUACGAAUAGCGUUAAUCGUAAGGAAGUUAGAAGAAAUUCUCCACCCUCCCGCGAUGAUCGUCGUAAUGAAAAAAGGGAUGAUCACGAGCGUAACCGAAUAAGAGAUAGAACAAACGAGAGGAACCGUAAGGAUAAAAGAGAAUCAGUUGAAAGAGAUCGUGAGAGAGAACGAAAGUUAACCAGAGAAGAAAGAGAGGCCGCAAGAGAAAAAGAGCGUGAAGAGGCUCUUGCACGUUGUCAGGAAAGACAAAGAGAGCGUGAAAGGUUGAAAGAAUUGGUAAAGAAGGACGAAGAGCGAAGAAACAGGGAUCGAAGUCGUCGAGAUGAUAGAGGUUUGGAGAAACCACCAACUGAUAGGGUUGAACGUUUACUUCCAUUGCCUGCAGAAAGAGUACCACCAUGUAGGCGUGACCUAUCGCCAGGUGAUUCUUUAUCAGGUAGACAUAGAGACCGCAAGGAGAGAUCUUCAGAUAGGAAUAGACCAAGUGGUUCUCGUAGAUCCUUAGAAAGACAUAAUCGUUUAGACCGAGAAUCUGAGAGAAUUAACCGAAUAGACCGUGAAAGAGACGACCUUUAUAAUUAUAACCAUGCCGAUAGAAAUUACAACAGGGAAAGGGAUUUGGAUAGAGAAAGAGAAUAUUGCGCGAUUCCUCCCAGAAUGAGAGAACAAGAACGACGACACGGCGAUCAAAAUUAUCAUAGUCCCUAUGACCACGGUCGUCACGAAGAUCAUCGUUAUAUGGAACUCGAUGAAAGAUAUAACGACAAUUCUCGAGAUGAGCGAAUAUCAUUAGAGGCAAGGGAAUAUGCAGAAGAUCCCAGGGCACUUAACUGGGAUAUGAGAGAUGAAAGAGAUCUUGACCAAAGACAUUAUGGUAGGGAAGAUUCCAGGCCACCAUCUUUAAAAGGCAGGGAAUGGGAAGUUAAUGAUUAUGGGGAACGAGAUUGGGACCGAGCUAGAAGGCCAAUGGAUUGGGAUGCUAGAGCAGCAUGGAACAUGAGGGAACAUGAACAUAUUCCAAUGGAAGAAGAGUGGAGGCAUUAUAAUAGAUCUAUGGAUAGUUGGUCAAAUGAUGAAAGGAAGAGAUGGGCAACGGAAUGGCGUGAGCAUAGGGAACAUUCUAGACCUAGAAGUGCACUUUCCCACAGAGGUGUUGAAGAGCACAUUGAUCCAGGUACUCGAGAUAUCCAGAGGGAACCUUCCAGAGAUUUAAUUCGAGAAGGUAAUAGGGACAAUGUACGAGAUUUAAGGGAUUCCGUUCCAAAAAAAGAACCUGUCAAAGAAGAAGUUCCACUUCCUGAAGAAGAAGAUGAGAAUACCAAGAAAGAGAACGCAAAGAGGCCUGCAGAACAGCCUUUAGAAGAAGCACCUGAGCCAAAACGGCUGUGUCUAAAAGAACCAAUUCUUGAAGAUGAUCUCAGUGAAAUAAGCGAUGAUGCCGAUGAAAUUCUAAAUAGAGAAGAGGAGAUUCAAGAAAAGGCUAAAGAAAAUCUUGAAGAACAAACUGACGCAAAUACAUCUGAAAAGGAUUUGUUACUAAAUCAGCAGCAGCCAAGUACAUCUUCCCAAAAAUCUCAUUCUCCUGCACAACAUAUAUUGAUCAAGGAAGAUUCUUUGGAAGAAGAAAAUAUUGAUUUAGAUUUUGAAGAAAUAUCAGAAGAUGAAUUAGAAGAAGAAGCUCGGAUCAAGGGAUUGGGUGAUGCUUUGGGUGUGGACUGGGCAAGUUUAGUUGCAGAAUCUAAGCCUCGAGUUAAACCAGUUAGCUCUGCCAAAAGAAGAUGGGAAGGGCAUAACAUACUACUUAAUCUAGGAAUAUCUGUAGAAAUGGCAGGUGAAGAUACAGUUAAAAAUGUAUUUAAACAACAUGUUAAUGCAAAAAUUAUGGAAGAAAAGGAAAAUAUUUCAAAAUUGAAAGUCACUGAACAAAUUAAAGAAGAAGAAACUGAAGUAGAAAUUAAAGAAGAACCCAGAGAUGAAAAUGAUUUGCCUGCUGUGAAAAUUGAAAGCCAAGUUGUAGAGGUAAAAAUGGAAACAUAUGAAGAACAAUAUGAAAAUAUUCCCAUUGAAGUUGAAAUUUCACAUCCUAUAGCAGCUAUUCAAGUUUGCUUAAAGGAAGAAGAGGCUGUGCGAAGAAAUUUAUUUACUAGUGCAGGCUCUUAUAGAAGGGCUCUGUCUGCAAGAAGGGAUCUUGCAAUUCGAAGACAUCUUUGCCGGCUUCCAAUAACAGAUAGUUUUGUAGAAGCUCCAAAAAGACAUGACCCUGAGCUGCUAGCAAUUGCAAUAAAACUGUUUGAAAGAUGUUUAUAGCACUAAAUAGAGCAUAAUGAAAGUUUUUUGCAAGAAAACUCUGCAUUAACAUUAUUUAUCAUUAAUACAGUGAAAUUUUGUGUAGAACUGUUGGACAAACUGAGUUUUGAUUGUGUCCAAAGAAAGAGCAUAUUCAAAAAAGUGAACACUUAUAAAAAUAUGAUUAGUUUUUUGUUUUAGAGACAAUUAAUUGCGUUACAAAAUUAAAAUUAAAAAAAAAAUAUGUCCAUUGUAAAGUAGUUUUGUAUGUGGAGGCUACAUCAAGAUAUAAAUAAAGAAUUGGAAAACAAAUAAGUGAUCAGAAACAUUAAUGAUUAGAUUACAGAAAGUAUUGAUUAAUUAAAUUACUGGAAUUUUAAAAAUUAUUGGACUGUUUAAAAGAAAACUGUUUAAACUUCAUAUUUAGAUAGCAUACAAAGACGUUUCUACAAUAAUUAGAUCUAAUGAAGAUAUUUCUACUAUUUGCAUCCUAUAUACCUACUCUCACCUUACAGUUUUACUUAGAAAUAUUAAUAUUCGCAUGAAAACUAAUAAUGUUGACGAAAAAGUUGUAUAUCUCAAUAAUGCUAAAACGUUCUUAAAACGAUAGUUUUCCCUAAGAACUGUGUUGUAAAAAACUCUAUAUGUGUUAUGAAUACUAUUUAAAAAGUAGCAUUUCUAGAGUUAAAAAAUUUAAUUGUAAAGUAAAACCUUGAUACCUAAUGCCUAAAACGAAAAUUAAAAGCUAAAAUUUUAAUUGCAGAUAUACAGUAUACAUGUAUAAAUAAUAUUGGUUUGAUUACAUGGAACCUUUUAUUAUGUCUGAAUUCUAUACUGUGGAAGUUGAUAUUUAAUUUAUUGUUACCUAGAAUUUACAUAAAUACAUUUCAUUAUCAGGAGCAGAAUUUUUGAUGUUUUGUAAUUUUGUGUAUAAAUUGGGGUAAUUUGUAGAAAGCGUUUAUUACAAAUAUAGUAUAGUUCUUGUCUAAAUUUAUUUUACUCAUUUUAGAUAGAUAGGUUUGGGAUUGGUAUAUACAUACAUGAAUUUUGACUUAUUUGAUUCCUUUACUGGGUGUGUAAUAAUUAAUUGGAAAUCAAAUUAUUCUUGUAUGUAUUUAUUUCAUUUCUUAUAAGUGUACCUCUAAUUGGCUGGCAAACAAAUACAGA